GCGGCGGGCCUUCGGGUCGCGGGUUGGAAGGGGAUGGAGGGACCGCUUGGCCUUAACCGGGCCGGUGCGGCUCUGCCCUUUCUUCAAGAGCAUCUCGGCUGCCCUGCCGACGGGCCGUAUAUCGCGCCCGGGGACACUGAGACGCAUUAUUCUCGUGAGCUGUGGCUUUCCCUGUCUUGAUAUCUCUGCACCUGAUACAAGUGGGAAGAUGUAGCUAUUGUGGCUGUUCAGAAUUUAGAUUCCUAGAUUUGGAGGUUUCAUAAUCUACACUCUCUGCAUAAAUGACAUAUGGAGGAGAAUCAAGGGUCAUCUACAAGGCAUUCCCUGCACAGAAAUUGGGAACUCUGAAAUUCAGACCUUUUACAUUUCCUUCCUCAUAUCUGAAUUGCUUGCGUUUGGACUUCUGCAGGCCUGACCUCUGCUGUAUAAACUUCUGCCAACAAGACAGUUUGGUUUUUCCUUGAUAGCAAUGAGGCGUGAUAGACCACAAGAACGGGCAGCUAGCUGGCCAGCAGAGCAUAUCAAGGUGCUCCUUGCCCUCUGGACUGAGGCAGCGGUCACUCAUGAUCUUAGCUCCCAUGGGAGGAACCGUGCAGUCUAUGAUGGCAUUUCUCAGCGUCUUGCAGAAAUGGGCAUUUAUCGAACUGGAGACCAAUGCCGUGAAAAAAUGAAAGGCCUGAAAGUGGCUUACCGCAAGGCUAAGGAGAAUAACUCUGUGGGGCGGCCGCCUAUCAAAUGUCCAUUCUAUGAUGAAAUUGACCAGAUCAUGACACAAUAUAUAAACUGCAGGCCAGGUUUUCCCUCUGAAGCUGGUGAAGGGUCCAGUGUCACCGCCGACAGACAGGAAGGCCUCUCCAUCUCAGAGACCUGGGGGGCCCAAUCCAGUAUCUCUGAGCGUUGGGGGUCCCAGGCCUCUGGGCACUGGCUGUCGCAAACCGCUGCCUCUGAAAGCCAAGGGACUGAUGAAUUCAGCUAUACCCAGGCAGAGUCUCAUGAUGCUUUUGGUGAGAUCCAAGUCAUCCCAGUUCAGGUGAAGGAAGAGGAAUCAGAAGAUGAAAUAUCACCUGAGCUGGAUGUGGCCUCUCCUAUACUAAUGGAGAUCCAACCUCCACCCAGACAGCUCAUCUCUAUGCUUGACCAACGUCCCCAUCUUCGAACUCGGAAACAAAAGGCUCAGGGGGAUGGGCAGUCAAGGGGUACUGGCCAGAAAUGCAGCCGUUCACAUCAACCGGAGCUGCAGAGAAUGCAGAAACAGGUUGCCAUCCAAGCUGAGGAAAAACAGAGUUUAGCAGAGUUCAUCCAGCAUGACAAGGAGAUGCGGCGUGAGGAUAGGGAGUUCCAGGCCCAGCUCUUUGAGAAACUUUUUCAGAAGCAAACUGAGCUUGUCCAGGUGCUAACUCAGCGAUCUCCUGCCAGUCCUAGUUCUGCCUGUACUAAUCCCAUGCAGACCUUGCAGAUGUCCACAAAGAAUGGAGCAGGAACAGCUGCUGGGCCUAGUUCACCACUGCAGGCUUUAUUAGAACAGAUAAUGCAGUCUGAUCUAUCAGGGAAGAGUCUAGGUAGACUUGCAGUGAAGGAAGCACUUGGAGGAAGAGUUAAGGUGCCCCCUGAAGUGCAGUAUUGGACUGCUGAAGAGAUACUGAGGUGGCUGUUGUCUCAGCAGCCUCCUGCAGACCACUGUCAGGAGAUGCUGUCAGGCCCAAGGCUCCCUUAUGUUGCGGGACAUGUGGGAGCAACAGGGAAAGGUGAUAAUUCAGAGGCACAUCUCUCAGUUUUGAAUCCAUUAUGUGAUUCAUAUCAGAGUUCUCAACAGCAAGGUAAAGACCAGCUCCAUAACAAGGCCCAACAUCUGUGUGCCAGCAAUUGUGCUAAAGCACUGGAAACAGACAUAGACUUAGAGACACACCGGCAGUCUUUCAGGCAGUUCCGUUAUCAGGAAGCCCAGGGACCCCAAGAAGCAUACAGGUGUCUAUGGCGGCUUUCCCACCAGUGGCUAAGGCCAGAGGUCCGUAGCAAAGAGCAAAUUAUGGAGCUGCUGGUUGUUGAGCAGUUCCUGAACAUACUUCCUGAAGAAAUCCAGACCUUGGUACGUGAAUGUCAGCCAGAAAAUAGCAAGGAAGCUGUAGCUCUGGCAGAGAAAUUCCAGCUUCAUUUUGAGUCCAAGAGGCAACGGGACCAAGUACGGGUUACCUCUGAUAACAUGGUUGUAGAUUCCCCCCAAGAAGACUUGAACGAGGAUCAGAGACAACCCUGCAUAAAAGACAGUCGAGAAAAUCCUAGGAAGGUUGGCUUACUAGGUACGGAAACACAUCUCCAGCUGAGGAAGAGACCCAGAUCAGAUCCGAGGGAGCAGAUUGUACCCAAACAGGAUGGAGAACAUGGUGUGGCAGCAGCCAAGCAGAUGAAGCUGGAUAAUAGCAUAGAGGAGCAAGAAAUGGCUGAAGCUGGAGAGAAAGCAAAAGAAAUGCCAACCUCCGUGCCAGGAAAGCAAGCUGGGAAAGCAAAAGGGCGGGGAAGAUCUGUUCCAGGCUAUAAUGUGGCUGGGGAGAGCCAAGCUGAGGGGGAAGCUAAGAUGAAAGGCAGUGGCCGAGUUUCAGAAGCUGUGAAUGGGGUGCUCUCUUCCAGUGUCCUGCGUGAGCAGAAAGUAUCGGCUGGCCUAGGGUCAUCUCAAUUGGCUUUUGACAAGGAUGCAACUGUGUCCAGCCCCCAACCUGGGCAUGAUGGUCGUGGGUCUCCUGACAUAGACAGACCUUCACUUAGUGACAGCAUUGACAUUUUACUGGAUUCUCCCUGGAGUGGAAAUGGCAGUGGUGACACAGCCCAUGAUGGGCCCCCUGGUUCCAGGAUGCAACCCCCCUGUGUGGGCUGUACCAUGUUGAAGGCUGAGUUGGAUACAGUACGUGAGGAGCUCCGAUUAACCCAAGCUUCCACACUGUAUGGGUUGAGUGGUACCUCUUUGCAGGACUUAUCAGAGGCCCUUGGCACUGUUGUACGUGUUCUGAACAACACAAAAUCUUUGUCAGGAACAAACACACCCCAGAACAUUGCUGAAAUCCCUAGUAGGCCAGUAUGGCGUGAAAGAAAUCAUCUCUGAAACAUUGCAUGGGCUGAAUAUACCCCUGAAUCAAGAAAUUCAGCAGCAAUAUAAAUAUUAGAAGGACCUGAUUUAAAAGGAGAGUGAAAAGCACCCUUUGCUCUUGAUUGCCUGAGACUUAUAACAACCCCUGCCCUUGAUUCCUUACCCCUUUCCCAUCCUGUUGAGUUGCUUAGACUACAGCAGGCUCUGAAGCAGAUGCUCUUUGCCUGCUAUGGUGCAAAUGUUGUUAUUCCUUUAUCUUUUUACUGUUACCCUUGUUUUUUUUUAUACAAUAGUAAUCUCUUUCUUCCCUUUCCUGCUUGAGUUUAAAUAAAGCAACUGGGAAU
This is a messenger RNA of Python bivittatus (Burmese python), 3423 nucleotides long. RefSeq lists its product as uncharacterized. NCBI's taxonomy places the organism in Eukaryota, Metazoa, Chordata, Lepidosauria, Squamata, Pythonidae. The record is from RefSeq and is a predicted model, not a curated record.